Messenger RNA from Drosophila hydei, 543 nucleotides. RefSeq lists its product as uncharacterized. The record is from RefSeq and is a predicted model, not a curated record. Bases 1 to 543 code for a protein of 180 amino acids. The transcript has 2 exons. Lineage: Eukaryota; Metazoa; Arthropoda; Insecta; Diptera; Drosophilidae.
AUGAACGUAUUUCAUAUUAACGGCAUUUCAAUCCUUUUGCUAUUGUUUUUCGACCGACUGUCCGUCGGGAAAGCUUCCAGCGUGAUCAUCCAAGCUGGAGAGUUGAAGUACAAUCACAAGUAUUUCGAAAACUUCAAUAUGAGCAUCAUCAAUAAUACGGUCAAUUUGGACAUGAUAAUCAGAAAGCCUUUAACGCGUGGGUUCAAAUCCCAUAUCGACUUCUCCAUCAGCCUGGGCAAAUCGAAGCACUACCAAAGCGUCUUUGCCCAUAUAAUAGACGUCUGUGGAGUUGUGACAGCAAUUAAGAGCAAUAUAUUCAAGAGCUGGUUCCAGAGCAUGUUGGAGAAUGGCAACUUCAUGUACAACUGCCCAGUGCCCGAGGGCCAUUACUUUCUGCGAAACUGGAAGCUAGAUUCAAGCCUGGUGCCUCAGUAUUUAUAUGCAGGCGACUAUCGUAUCAGCUGUCACUUGUUCUUCGGAAAACUAAAGACAAAGCACGAGGACUUUGUGGUGGACCUCAUAUUCUUUGCACUGCUGAAAUAA